This is a messenger RNA of Caenorhabditis auriculariae, 868 nucleotides long. Lineage: Eukaryota; Metazoa; Nematoda; Chromadorea; Rhabditida; Rhabditidae. The record is from the annotation of a GenBank genome assembly.
AUGUUGUUUCUUCCUAAUUCUCGUGGUUUUAACUGGAAGUUUUGCCGACCGGCCAACGCCUCGAAUCAUGAGGUUCAAAACAACUACUACGGUUGCUCGAGAAACAACAACUACUACAGGUUUGAUGAGAAAAUAAAAUUGAAAGAAGAGUUCAUUUUUAUUUCAGCUCCUUCCACCAUCCAAUCUACAAAUGUACCUUGGGAGUGUGGAACCGAUGAAUUCACGAAAGCCAUCAGUGAGGGCGAAAUACUCGCCAAAUGUCCUGCUUUUGAGAGGUUGUUUUUUUCUUGAAAACUUUAUAAACAUAUUAUUUUUUUAAUUUUUUUCAGACGUUGUAAACGGAUGUUGUUACGUGCACGACGCUUGUUAUGACGCGCAAAAUGGUCAAAAACUGUGUGAUGAUAAUUUUUGCAACUGUUUAGAGGUUUUCAAUAUUUUUAUUUCGGAAAAAAAUUCAAUCACUUAAACUUGAUACCACUCUCAAAAAAAGCAAAUGAUCAGUAUUUUUCAUUAAAAAUUUUUAUUUUUGUAUAGUGUAGAACGGUUUAUCUGUCAACUUUCAAAAGAGGCGUUUCUCACAAUGUUUUAUUAUUGAACGUCCGUUUUCUGUUCAUUUUUUUUUGUUUCCAGCUGGCUACCAGACCCUCGACGGCUUGUCACAACGAGUCGAGUCCAGUAUUUUGCGAUCUGGUGCGGACGUUUGGCGAUGACGCCUAUUUAAACUCUGGUCCUAACGCUACUAUCAUUGUCGACGAGGUCAUAAUGAUUGUCGCUGAUAUAAUGAAUUUAAUCAUUUCAGGAGAAAAACGAUGCAGAGAAGGAUUACGACUACGAAACGGCCGUGAAGAAAAACUUGACUCUAUUUUAA